Messenger RNA from Baudoinia panamericana UAMH 10762, 156 nucleotides. RefSeq lists its product as uncharacterized. The coding region runs from base 1 to 156 and encodes 51 amino acids. NCBI's taxonomy places the organism in Eukaryota, Fungi, Ascomycota, Dothideomycetes, Mycosphaerellales, Teratosphaeriaceae. The record is from RefSeq and is a predicted model, not a curated record. The transcript has a single exon.
AUGACGGACAAGGUACCUGUUGGACGCCGACUACAGUACAUGGUUCCAGCAAGCGGUUCGCCAUCCCGUCUUCACGCCAGUGCUAGCGUGCCUGCGGCUGUUGGAAGAAACCUUCCGCUCUGGGAUGCCGCCUCUACAGCCCGUCGCAGCUACUAA